This is a messenger RNA of Vicugna pacos (alpaca), 1986 nucleotides long. RefSeq names its product biogenesis of lysosomal organelles complex 1 subunit 5 (gene BLOC1S5). The record is from RefSeq and is a predicted model, not a curated record. NCBI's taxonomy places the organism in Eukaryota, Metazoa, Chordata, Mammalia, Artiodactyla, Camelidae. Gene Ontology annotation, cellular component: BLOC-1 complex; transport vesicle.
GGCCGCGCAGGUUUGCGCAGGCGCAGCGCGGCCGCGGGUGGGCGGAGUCGGUCAGGAUGAGUGGCGGAGGGACGGAGACCCCCGUGGGUUGUGAAGCCGCCCCGGGCGGCGGCGGCAAGAAGAGGGACUCGCUGGGGACCACAGGCUCGCCAGCGCACCUCAUUAUCAAGGAUCUUGGAGAAAUCCAUUCAAGGCUUUUAGAUCACAGGCCCGUCAUCCAAGGUGAAACCCGUUAUUUUGUGAAAGAAUUUGAAGAAAAACGUGGUCUUCGAGAAAUGCGCGUUCUUGAAAAUCUGAAGAACAUGAUCCACGAAACCAAUGAGCACACACUUCCCACGUGUGGGGAGACCAUGCGGGAGAGCCUGGACCAGGUUCUCCAGAGACUGCAAGCAGCUACUGACUCAGUCUGCAGACUCCAACAGAGGGAACAGGAGCGAAAAAAGAUUCAUAAUGACCAUUUACUAGCUAGUGAAAAACAGCAGAUAAUCCAGUGGGAGGAGUUCAUGAAAGGCCAGCAUAGCAAACAGGCCGCAGUGGACGAAGAGCACAGGAGAGCCGUGGGGAGACUCAGAGAGCAGUACACCGAGAUGGAGAAGGACCUGGCCAAAUUUUCAACCUUCUGAGGACUUGAGCCACAACGAUGACCAUCUAAUGAGAAAGCAUUGACUUCUUCCCCCGCCCCACCGCCCCCCACCAGACAAAAAAAAACCAAACUGCUCCCACCGAACCAUUUAGCCUCUGCUUCAAGCUUAGCAGUAUGUUCAGUGGCACUCGUCUAUCAGAAGAAAGAAACUUCUGCCGGAGUCAUAAACAGACAUUUUGCCGAAGAGUGCCCCGUCUGUCCAGUUUAGGUGCCUCUGUGUGGCCAUUUGAAUGGGGAGGAGUGGGAGGAAAUGGUCCAGAUGUGCUCUUGGUUAAUAGGGAUUGGUCUUCGUUUGCAUUGAUUGCAGAGAACUGUAAGUAGAGACUUCUUAGAAAAGUCCCUUAGCUCAUUCUUACGUAGGGUUAGUGUUAGUUUAUUAUUGUGGCUUAGAAGGCAGGUAGGAUGGCUGCCUGUCACAGCCUCCUUGGCUGUUGGAUGAAUGUAUAUGGUGUUACUCCGGGAGUACUGGAGACAGAAGCGACUGACCUGGGAGCAGAGGUCACAUUUAAGAGAGAGGAAAGUCAAAACCUAGCUCCACUAUGCAGAGAGGGCCACGCUGGUCUUUAGCCGGCCCACCGGGAGAAGUCACAGAUUAUGCAUUGCAGCACGAGGCCGUGUUUCACUGGAUGACAAGACACACGUGUUCCACUUGUGGCGUCCCAGCACUUAAUAGUUCAGCCUUUGAAACGUGCUUACAGGGAAAACCUUACCAAAAAUAUGGUUGACUUUUAGUCCUUCCACGAACCAUAAUCUUCUUGCCCAUAGUAUUUACCUCAUUUUUGUGUCUGUUUUGCCGUGGGUAAGCUUUGUAAGAUAAAUAAUGUCUAUACUUGUUUCAGCUGUUCAGUGCGUAAUCGGCAAAAUCUGCCAAGGAGUCCCUCUGGAACCGUGUAAAGACUCUGGCUCUGAAUAAACCAGAAGUAUUUGCCCACAUGGCAAAUGACCCAUGGUAAAUGUAAGUCCUUUUUAGUGUUUAAUGUCUGUUCUCAUAAGCAGGGGUAUUACGACGAAACAUGUUACCAAUCCUGUCAUCGCUGUGAUCUCUAAAAAUCUACGUUUAGCAAUCUAAUUGAGGAACGAAGUUGAUUUUUUUAUUUGCCAUAUACCGGGCAAAAUUAAAUGCAAUGAUUUCAAGAGAUUUAUGGCGCACGGAUUUAAGGUGUGGAUCGAUCUUUCAGGUAUUUUUUAUUGCUCUUCAGUAGGGAAAGGCACAAGAAGGAGAAUGCCCAGCCCCGUUAUCUCAGUGCUUCUGGUGCGGAGAGCGACGAUUUAUGGCUCACUGUCAAAGCUUCAUUCUUGGCUGCAUGUUGAAAAUGUGAUUAAAGUUAAUAGAGGAGAUGAAA